AAAUAACUGAUGUUCAAGAACUCAUUUCAAAGUGGAUUUCUUUCAAUUUUAUAUUCUAUAGGAUCAAAGCCAUUAUAGAUUUGGGAUAAACAAAGUAUUUAAUAGUACAAAUUAUAAAAGUUAAGAAUGGAUAUAUUAAAAGAAUAACAGAUUAAGACAUUUAAUCAUCAGUUCUUGAAAUUAUGGGUACAAAUGUGAGUACUAAUUUCAUUACUGCUCCUGCUGAUCCAAAGGAGACUUUGGGAAUUAAAUUACCAUUCUUAGUCAUGAUUAUAAAGAAUGUAAAAUAAUCAUCUUUUAUUUUUUAGCUUAAAAAAUAUUUUACUUUUGAAGUAUAAGUCUUGGAUGAUAAAAAUGUAAGAAGAAGAUUUCGAGCAUCGAAUUAUUAAGUAUUUCUUUAAACUAUUGAAUAGUCUACAACAAGAGUAAAACCAUUCAUAUGCACUAUGCCUAUGAGAUUGGAUGAAGGAUGGAAUUAAAUUCAAUUUAAUUUAUCUGAUUUCACUAGAAGAGCAUAUGGUACUAAUUACAUAGAAACUUUACGGUAUUUAUUAAUGCGAAAUUUAUAGAGUUCAAAUACAUGCCAAUUGCAGAAUUAGAAGAAUCUAUUUCAGUGAUCGUUUAUAUAGUGAAGAAGAAUUGCCUCCUGAAUUUAAAUUAUUCUUACCCAUUUAAAAACAAGGAUGA
Messenger RNA from Paramecium sonneborni, 687 nucleotides. The record is from the annotation of a GenBank genome assembly. NCBI's taxonomy places the organism in Eukaryota, Ciliophora, Oligohymenophorea, Peniculida, Parameciidae.